ACGGAGAAUGGAAACUGAACCGUCACCCAAUGGUGUGGAGUCCAGUGUCAGCGGUUUCGGAUUACGCCCCUUCUCAAGUAGUCAGACGAGGAAUGCUGGUGACGUCAGUGGUGGUUAUGAUCACGUGUCCAAGAUGGCGAUGGAAACCCAGUUGUGGUGGCGCCUUCGUGAACAGGCGCUGAGAGAAAAGAGAGACAACUCGCUGCAUUGUGGGACGGUGGGGACUGGAGCUUUGGACUGGGUGAAGGUCCAAGCUGUGUCUGCUCCAGUGUUCUCUCUGGUCGGCGCCUUCGUGGCCAACUUUCAGGAGGAAUUUUACACCGACAGAUUUUCCCUGGAAGAGCGAGUUGUUCUCAAGCACUUGUGCACCGAGUGCAAGAUCGAGACAACUGACCAGCUCUGUAACAACGACAGUGUGGUCACACUCAGGAAGACAAGUGAGACUCUUUUUCCCACUGACCAAGUUUUCCAACGCGUUUUGAUGACCCUCCAACAAUCACAAACAAGGGUCAGGCUGGGACAAAGCUUCUGACAACUGAACGAUGACCGGAACCUGGGAACUUGACAUUCAGCUC
This is a messenger RNA of Aplysia californica (California sea hare), 575 nucleotides long. RefSeq lists its product as uncharacterized. The transcript has 4 exons. The record is from RefSeq and is a predicted model, not a curated record. Lineage: Eukaryota; Metazoa; Mollusca; Gastropoda; Aplysiida; Aplysiidae. Bases 8 to 532 code for a protein of 174 amino acids.